Prionailurus viverrinus (fishing cat) is the source of this 1785-nucleotide messenger RNA. It is a transcript of the gene ATPAF2, whose product is annotated as ATP synthase mitochondrial F1 complex assembly factor 2. The record is from RefSeq and is a predicted model, not a curated record. Gene Ontology annotation, biological process: mitochondrial proton-transporting ATP synthase complex assembly. Gene Ontology annotation, cellular component: mitochondrion. Bases 273 to 1031 code for a protein of 252 amino acids. Lineage: Eukaryota; Metazoa; Chordata; Mammalia; Carnivora; Felidae. The transcript has 8 exons.
CCAGUUAGAGACUGGGGGGGGGCAGUGGGGGGCCCCAGGAGGCAAGAUCGUAACAGACUGGGAGGAGCUCCACCCAGCAGCACCCAGGAUAAAGGAAGAGGUUUUAUCAGAAUGUCAGCAUCACACAGGGUGAAGGUGGCUUUGAGAUAAACCUGGACCACAGGAAGCUGAAAACUCCCCAAGCCAAGCUCUUUACCGUCCCCAGCGAGGCCCUGGCCAUCGCAGUGGCCACUGAAUGGGACUCCCAGCAGGACACCAUCAAGUUCUACACCAUGCACCUGACCACAUUGUGCAACACGUCUCUAGACAACCCUACCCAGCGAAACAAGGACCAGCUGAUCCAGGCGGCUGUGAAGUUUCUGGACACCGACACCAUCUGCUACAGGGUGGAUGAGCCAGCGACAUUAGUGGAACUUCAAAGGAACGAGUGGGACCCGAUCAUCGAAUGGGCCGAAGAAAGAUACGAUGUGGAGAUCGGCUCCUCCACCAGCAUAAUGGGGCCCAGCAUCCCAGCCAGGACUCGGGAAGUGCUCACCAGCCACCUGGCCUCUUACAACAUGUGGGCCCUACAAGGGAUUGAGUUUGUGGUGACCCAGCUCAAGUCCAUGGUGUUGACCUUGGGCCUGAUUGACCGGCGCCUGACAGUGGAGCAGGCCGUGCUGCUGUCACGCCUGGAGGAGGAGUACCAGGAGGAAACUGAGGCAUGGGUCCCACCCCCGGAAAAUGCUGGAGCCAGGGUUUGGAGCCAGGUCUGGGUGACUCCAGGCCUUCCCCACUAUCUACAGAUAGAGGUUCACAGGCAGAUCAAGGUCGUCUGCCCGGGCCCCGAAGAACGGGCCCCGCUAACAGGACUAGGUAGGAGCCACGUUCGUGCUCACACAGAGGCUAAGCUGAGCCUUGGCGCCCUGACUCACACGGUGGGUCAUCUGGCUGGCAGAGCAAACACGGGUGGCUGCUGUUUGUGCAUAAGUUUUCAUUUAGUGGGUUUGAAAUUAAUAUGGUUUCGCUACACUGUCAUUUGCAUUUUUUAACUCUGAGAAUUAUGGCGUUCUCUGCAGUCUUUUUACUGCUUUCUUUCCAACCUCAGAAGGUUAAUUGCUAUUACAAAUCGGCUCCUAGCAUGAUGAAAACCCUUUUGUAAUGACAUUAUUUCCCAAGUCCGUCUAGUCAUCUGCUCAGAAAAAUGCCAGGGGUAAAAACUGUUUCUCUGUCGCAAAAGAGGCCAGCUAGGAACAAUUAAACAGGCAGGGAGUGAUGUGUGGGGGUGUGAGGGCUUUGAGAGGUCGGGUGGGGGGGGGCCAGGAAACCUGCCCUCUAUUCUGGGCUCUGCAUUUGAUGGUGGCACCCGAGCCAGGCCAUCAGUCUCUGAACUAGGUUCGAUCUGCCACAAAACAGGGGGUUACCUGGGUUACGUGUGGAGGCCUCUCCAAAGCUGUAAAGUGCUCUUCAGACGACAGGUCACAGUUGUCCACAUUGACCGGGCUGCCCAAAGAUCCCAGUAGCUCGUGUGGCGUGGCAGAUCCCAAGUUCCUGGAUGGGCUGGGGCAGCUGGGCCUGUGGCCAGGGAGGAGCCAGCAGGGCCUGGCUGGAGUCCCGCUGACAUCUGGAUGGCCACACUGCGUGUCUGGGCUUCUCCCCUGCAGUUGUUAGAGCCCUGGAGACAAUCCACAAGUCGGCUCCAGCGUGCAGAGCACAGGUUUCUGCAGCACCCCCGGGGAGUCGGAACUGAAGCGACCAUGUGGUCUUGGUUGAUUUAUUUAUCCCACCCACACUGGGGGGAGGGGG